Molecule: messenger RNA, 4935 nt
Organism: Puma concolor (puma)
Lineage: Eukaryota; Metazoa; Chordata; Mammalia; Carnivora; Felidae
Source: RefSeq, a predicted model, not a curated record
AUGAGGUGCCACGUUGCCACCGGCUGCCUCGUGGCCUGGCUGUUUGUGCUGAUCUCCGGAUGCCUGGGCCAGGUGAACCGACUGCCCUUCUUCACCAACCACUUCUUUGACACGUACCUGCUCAUCAGCGAGGACACGCCCGUGGGUUCCUCUGUGACCCAGUUGCUGGCCCGAGAUAUGGACAACGACCCCCUGGUGUUUGGCGUGUCUGGGGAGGAGGCCUCCCGCUUCUUUGCCGUGGAGCCUGACACAGGGGUGGUGUGGCUACGGCAGCCGCUGGACAGAGAGACCAAGUCUGAGUUCACAGUGGAGUUCUCUGUCAGCGACCACCAGGGGGUGAUCACGCGGAAGGUGAACAUCCAGGUCGGGGACGUGAAUGACAACGCGCCCACGUUUCACAAUCAGCCCUACAGCGUCCGCAUCCCUGAGGUAGGAGCCCCCAGCGAUCUUGUGUCCUGCGGGGACCCAGACAGGGGUGCUGGAGGGGGGAUCUUGAGGCGCUCCCACCCUCCCUCUGAGUUUCUGGCUGUCAGCGAUGCCCAGCACGGUAUUAUUAAUAUUCAUCGCGUUCUUGUCUACAAGUCUUCUGGAAGGCACCAGAUGACAAAAAUCGCAACUGAUCAAGACAAGACCAGGCCUCUGUCCACCCUGGCCAACUUGGCCAUCAUCAUCACAGAUGUCCAGGACAUGGACCCUAUCUUCAUCAACCUGCCUUACAGCACUAACAUCUAUGAGCAUUCUCCUCCGGGCACAACCGUGCGAGUUAUCACUGCCAUUGACCAGGAUAAAGGACGUCCCCGGGGGAUUGGCUACACCAUCGUCUCAGGGAAUACCAACAGCAUCUUCGCCCUGGACUACAUCAGUGGAGCGCUGACCUUGAACGGCCUACUGGACCGGGAGAACCCCCUGUACAGCCAUGGCUUCAUCCUGACCGUGAAGGGCACAGAGCUGAAUGAUGACCGCACCCCGUCCGAUGCCACAGUCACCACAACCUUCAACAUCUUGGUUAUCGACAUCAAUGACAAUGCCCCGGAGUUCAACAGCUCUGAAUACAGCGUGGCCAUCACUGAGCUAGCCCAGGUCGGCUUUGCUCUACCCCUCUUCAUCCAGGUAGUGGACAAGGACGAGAGUCUGGGCCUGAACAGCAUGUUCGAGGUGUACCUGGUGGGGAACAACUCCCAGCACUUCAUCAUCUCCCCCACCUCUGUCCAAGGGAAAGCGGACAUUCGCAUCCGGGUGGCCGUCCCCCUGGACUAUGAGACUGUGGACCGCUACGACUUUGAUCUCUUUGCCAACGAGAGUGUGCCUGACCACGUGGGCUAUGCCAAGGUGAAGAUCGCCCUCAUCAACGAGAAUGACAAUCGGCCCAUCUUCAGCCAGCCACUGUACAACGUCAGCUUGUACGAGAACGUCACCCUGGGGACCUCUGUGCUGACAGUCCUGGCAACAGACAAUGACGUGGGCACCUUCGGGGAGGUCAACUACUUCUUCAGCGAUGACCCUGACCGGUUCUCUCUGGACAAGGACACAGGCCUCAUCAUGCUGAUCGCCAGACUGGACUAUGAGCUCAUCCAACGCUUCACCUUGACAGUCAUCGCCCGGGAUGGGGGUGGGGAGGAGACCACAGGCCGGGUCAGGAUCAACGUGUUGGACGUCAACGACAACGUGCCCACCUUCCAGAAGGAUGCCUACGUGGGGGCCCUGAGAGAGAAUGAGCCUUCUGUCACACAGCUGGUGCGGCUCCGGGCGACAGAUGAAGACUCACCUCCCAACAACCAGAUCACCUACAGCAUCGUCAACGCCUCGGCCUUCGGCAGCUACUUCGACAUCAGCGUGUACGAGGGCUAUGGAGUGAUCAGUGUAAGCCGUCCCCUGGAUUAUGAACAGAUACCCAACGGGCUGAUUUAUCUGACAGUCAUGGCCAAGGAUGCUGGCAGCCCUCCUCUGAACAGCACUGUCCCUGUCACCAUCGAGGUGUUUGAUGAGAACGACAACCCGCCCACCUUCAGCAAGCCUGCCUACUUCGUCUCCGUGGUGGAGAACAUCAUGGCAGGGGCCACGGUGCUGUUCCUGAAUGCCACGGACCUGGACCGCUCCCGGGAGUACGGUCAGGAGUCCAUCAUCUACUCCUUGGAGGGCUCCUCCCAGUUUCGGAUCAACGCCCGCUCAGGCGAAAUUACCACCACCUCCCUGCUUGACCGUGAGACCAAGUCUGAGUACAUCCUCAUCGUACGAGCGGUGGACGGGGGCGUGGGCCACAACCAGAAAACCGGCAUCGCCACCGUGAACAUCACCCUCCUGGACAUCAACGACAACCACCCCACCUGGAAGGACGCCCCCUACUACAUCAACCUGGUGGAGAUGACCCCUCCAGAUUCUGACGUGACCACGGUGGUGGCCUUGGACCCGGACCUGGGAGAGAACGGCACCCUGGUGUAUAGGAUCCAGCCGCCCAACAAGUUCUACACCCUCAACAGCAGCACGGGCAAGAUCCGCACCACCCACGUCAUGCUGGAUCGGGAGAACCCCGACCCCCACGAGGCGGAGCUGAUGCGCAAGAUUAUCAUCUCUGUCACUGACUGCGGCAGGCCCCCUCUGCGAGCCACCAGCAGUGCCACAGUGUUUGUGAACCUCUUGGACCUCAAUGACAAUGACCCCACUUUUCAGAACCUGCCUUUCGUGGCCGAGGUGCUGGAAGGCACCCCGGCGGGGGUCUCUGUCUACCAGGUGGUGGCCAUCGACCUGGACGAGGGCCUGAACGGGCUGGUGUCCUACCGCAUACAGGUGGGCAUGCCCCGCAUGGACUUCCUCAUCAACAGCAGCAGCGGCGUGGUGGUCACCACUGCUGAGCUGGACCGCGAGCGCAUUGCCGAGUACCAGCUGCGCGUCGUGGCCAGUGACGCAGGCACACCCACCAAGAGCUCCACCGGCACGCUUACCGUCCGAGUGCUGGACGUGAACGACGAGACGCCCACCUUCUUCCCGGCGAUGUACAACGUCUCUGUGUCCGAAGAUGUGCCACGGGAGUUCCGGGUGGCCUGGCUGAACUGCACUGACAAUGACGUGGGCCUCAAUGCCGAGCUCAGCUAUUUCAUCACAGGUGGAAAUGUGGAUGGGAAGUUCAGCGUGGGCUACCGUGAUGCCGUUGUAAGAACAGUAGUGAGCCUGGACCGGGAGACCACAGCCGCAUACAUGCUCGUCCUGGAGGCCAUCGACAACGGCCCCGUAGGUAAGCGGCGCACGGGGACGGCCACCGUGUUUGUCACCGUCCUGGAUGUGAACGACAACCGGCCCAUCUUUCUGCAGAGCAGCUAUGAGGCCAGCGUCCCCGAGGACAUCCCUGAGGGACACAGCAUCGUGCAGCUCAAAGCCACAGAUGCAGAUGAGGGCGAGUUUGGGCGCGUGUGGUACCGCAUCCUUCACGGUAACCAUGGCAACAACUUCCGGAUCCACGUCGGCAACGGACUCCUGAUGCGAGGGCCCCGGCCCCUGGACCGAGAACGGAACUCAUCCCACGUGCUGAUAGUGGAGGCUUACAACCAUGACCUGGGCCCCAUGCGGAGCUCCGUCAGGGUGAUAGUGUAUGUGGAGGAUGUCAAUGACGAGGCCCCCGUGUUCACACAGCAGCAGUACAGCCGCCUGGGGCUUCGAGAGACCGCGGGUAUCGGCACAUCGGUCAUCGUCGUCCGAGCCACAGAUCGAGACACUGGGGACGGUGGCCUGGUGAAUUACCGCAUUCUGUCCGGCGCGGAGGGGAAGUUUGAGAUUGACGAGAGCACGGGGCUUAUCAUCACCGUGGAUUACCUGGACUAUGAGACCAAAACCAGCUACCUGAUGAACGUGUCUGCCACCGACCAGGCACCCCCCUUCAACCAGGGCUUCUGCAGCGUCUACAUCACUCUGCUCAACGAGCUGGACGAGGCUGUGCAGUUCUCCAAUGCCUCCUACGAGGCUGCCAUCUUGGAGAACCUGGCCCUGGGCACCGAGAUUGUGCGGGUCCAGGCCUACUCCAUUGACAACCUCAAUCAGAUCACCUACCGCUUCGACGCCUAUACCAGCACCCAGGCCAAAGCCCUCUUCAAGAUAGAUUCCAUCACGGGUGUGAUCACAGUCAAGGGCCUGGUGGACCGGGAAAAAGGCGACUUCUACACCCUGACGGUGGUGGCAGAUGACGGCGGCCCCAAGGCGGACUCUACCGUGGUGAGUGGGUCCCCGGGUGAGAGCCCCACAGAGACCACAGACAGAGAGCCGGAGGGAGGGGUGCGGUGCGGGGGGCGUUGGCGGGUGCUGGGAGCGCUGCAGACUGCUAACUGUUCGCACCCUUGCCUCUUCUCUCCCGUGGCUUCCCGCCGGGCCUGCCUACAGAAGGUCUACAUCACGGUGCUGGACGAGAAUGACAACAGUCCCCGGUUUGACUUCACCUCCGACUCAGCAGUCAGCGUGCCUGAGGACUGCCCCGUGGGCCAGCGUGUGGCCACCGUCAAGGCCCGGGACCCCGACGCUGGCAGCAAUGGGCAGGUCGUAGCAUCCGACCGUGGCACCCCUCCACGGAAGAAGGACCACAUCCUGCAGGUGACCAUCCUGGAUGUCAAUGACAACCCUCCCGUGAUUGAGAGCCCUUUGGGGUACAAUGUCAGCGUGAACGAGAACGUGGGCGGGGGUACUGCUGUGGUCCAGGUGAGAGCCACCGACCGUGACAUCGGGAUCAACAGCGUCCUGUCCUACUACAUCACUGAGGGCAAUGAGGACAUGACCUUCCGCAUGGACCGGAUCAGUGGCGAGAUCGCUACGCGGCCCGCCCCGCCCGACCGCGAGCGCCGGGGCUUUUACCACCUGGUGGUCACCGUGGAGGACGAAGGCACCCCCACCCUGUCGGUGGCCAGCCUAGAAGUGUCUAUGGCGGGCCCGCGCAUGCUGGUUCACCUGCAUCCGUAG